Danaus plexippus (monarch butterfly) is the source of this 1637-nucleotide messenger RNA. It is a transcript of the gene ZC3H3, whose product is annotated as zinc finger CCCH domain-containing protein 3. Gene Ontology annotation, molecular function: metal ion binding. Lineage: Eukaryota; Metazoa; Arthropoda; Insecta; Lepidoptera; Nymphalidae. The transcript has a single exon. The record is from RefSeq and is a predicted model, not a curated record. The coding region runs from base 236 to 1507 and encodes 423 amino acids. Gene Ontology annotation, cellular component: nucleus.
UUUUAAAGGAAAUCCACAAACAUCUACAGGACCAUUGCAGUACAAAACAGCUUAUGUAAAUAGACAUUUUUCUCAAGAAACAUACCAAAAUCAAGUACAUCAACCUCAAGACGAUGUUAACAAUAGAAAAAUAUAUGUCAAUCCAAAUUUUAUAGCUCCCACCAACCACCACCAACCAUAUGACAAUGUCCGAACAAAUGUUUCUCAUAAUUAUAUUGGAAAUUUAGUACCUAACAUGUAUAGCGUAAGCAAUAUAGAACAAAAACAUUCAUUUAUCAAUGACAACUUGGAAAUUAAAAACUCAUUGUAUAGUAUAAGGUUAUCGCGAAAUACUGGAGAACCUUCCGCUAAAGAAAACCUUAAAGUUACAGAAUCUUUCACUAAUUCUUUAGAAGCUCCGUUGACAAAAUCACGUUACAGCCUAGUAAGGAAAUCGAAACCCAUAUCGAAGAGCAUUGCAAUAACAAGCAAUAGUUAUAAAGACAAUACAAUACAAAAUACUCACAACGUCUUGUCCCACGCUUCAACGAGUUGUUGUAUGACUGCCAAAGUUGUAAAUUCAUAUUGUCAGAAAUUAAAUUUAACAACCAAAGUCCCUCAGAAGGUUACGAAAAUUAAAGUUAGCAAAUACAAAACUGUACCAAUUAGUAGUUACCUGAAGGUAAGUUCUCAGGUAUCAAUGAAUAAUAAAUUAAAACAGCCACCUUCAUUAAAUAUAUCUGCUAAGGUACAAGGAAGGGGUGCAAAAAUAUGUUCCUCAUUUGUUCUGGAUAAUAAAAACCGUUAUAAGUUUGUGAAAUCAAAGGUAUCUGUUUCAAUAGUGGAUAAUGUUAAACAAACUCCCAUGAAAUUCAAGAAGAAUGUAUCUUUAAAUAAUUCAAAGAUAACCGUAGGGAAGGCCAAAUUUAAGGUCAAUAAUAUACCCUGCAGGUUGUUCACUAAAUAUGGUAAAUGUUUAAGAAAAGAUUAUGGAAAGUGCGAAUUUUUGCACGAUAAGAAACAUGUCUCGCUUUGUAGAAAAUUCAUAAAGGGCAUCUGUCACGACGGUAAUUGUACUCUAUCGCAUGAGCUAUCAACGAAAAAGAUGCCGACUUGUUAUUUUUAUUUGAGAGGUAUGUGCACAAAACAAAACUGCCCCUAUUUGCAUGUUAAACUUAAUGAAAAAACUAAGAUAUGUCAAGACUUCGUCAAAGGUUACUGUGAGAAGGGUGAUAAUUGUCCAUUCAGACAUGUUAAGGUGCAAGAAUCGAAGACAACCAGGAAAAUUAAACUCAAGUCCGGUCCAAAAAAUCAGCAGACCAAAGGAAAGAAGCUAAAAGACAUACAAAAUAAAAUAGUUGAUAGAAAAAAUGUAAAUAAAUCAAAUGAAGAGGAAACAGAUAUGAAAGACAAGAGUGACAGCGAUCAUAGGUAUUAUGACGACGUUGUAAACAAUGAGGGUACUUGCGAAAUUAUAAAGCCCACCAGGUGUAAGUUAGGCGUCUUGCCUUCUUACAUACAACUAUAGUUGUUUAAAAUUAAUUAUUUUUUACGUGAUUUAACUGGGUUAAUUAGUUGUUAUGAAUUUGUAAUGUAUAUAUAUAUAUUUUUUUUAUUGGAUAGGUUAUGCAAAUAAAAUAGCUAUUUAAAUAUUUUAA